Cladophialophora yegresii CBS 114405 is the source of this 738-nucleotide messenger RNA. RefSeq lists its product as uncharacterized. The transcript is spliced from 2 exons. Gene Ontology annotation, cellular component: mediator complex; core mediator complex. Gene Ontology annotation, molecular function: transcription coregulator activity; RNA polymerase II cis-regulatory region sequence-specific DNA binding. Bases 1 to 738 code for a protein of 245 amino acids. NCBI's taxonomy places the organism in Eukaryota, Fungi, Ascomycota, Eurotiomycetes, Chaetothyriales, Herpotrichiellaceae. The record is from RefSeq and is a predicted model, not a curated record. Gene Ontology annotation, biological process: regulation of transcription by RNA polymerase II.
AUGGCCGAGCUCACACCAGACCAAGUGAGAUCUCUUGACCUGACCAGACAGAGACUGCUAGCACUUCACCAAUCACUUGUCUCCCUUAGAGACAGCCUUGGAAACGCGAAUCCAGUGCCUUCCUUGCCAGAGUUGCAGACCCACGCACAACUUAUAUCCAAUAAUCUCCAGACCAUCACCUCGCAGCUGGCGGAGGCGGGUGAUCUGUUGCGAUCCACCGUCGCCUUCCCCACGCCACGAUUUCCCGGCAUGAAAAGCCAGAAUAUCUUGGACGCGUUACUGAGGAGCAAGUUCGAGCCGAACAUAGAGGACUGGGUCAAGGAAGGAGAAGAAAUUGCUGCUCAACAGCGAAAGACUAGUUCUCGUGGACUUUCAGAAAGCGAUCGGAACGAAUUGUGGCAGUGGGCUCCUGGUGCAGCAAACUCCGCUGCAAGAAAACAAACCUGGGGUGGAGACUACACACGGGCUGAAGUGCAAGCGGGCAUUGAGAGUGUGGUGACUGGUCUACGAAGGCAGCUGGUUGAGCCUCCAGAAGGCGAAGACGAUGAGGAAGCCGAAGAUGACGAAGAUGAGUACGAGGUGACCGAUGAAGAAGACGAAGGAGGAGCCGCGAUGGACGUCGAAAAACAGCAACUGAAGACCGAAUCCAAGUCGAUUCCAGAAACUCAGACAGCUCCGCCUACAGCUGGUUUGAUGCCUCUGGCGAGCAUUCACAAAUUCAUGACGACAGGACGAUGA